Molecule: messenger RNA, 1008 nt
Organism: Betta splendens (Siamese fighting fish)
Lineage: Eukaryota; Metazoa; Chordata; Actinopteri; Anabantiformes; Osphronemidae
Product: trace amine-associated receptor 13c-like
Exons: 2
Coding region: 1-981 (326 amino acids)
Biological process (GO): G protein-coupled receptor signaling pathway
Cellular component (GO): membrane
Molecular function (GO): trace-amine receptor activity
Source: RefSeq, a predicted model, not a curated record
AUGGAGACACUAGAGGAAGUUGAACUCUGCUUUCCACAUCUCCUCAACGCCUCAUGCAAGAAGCGCACACGUCCUCACUCUGAGGCAAUGCUCAUUUAUGUUCUAGUGUCCUGCAUCUCUCUGCUCACUGCGAGUCUCAACCUGCUGGUCAUCGUCUCCAUCUCCCACUUCAGGCAGCUCCACACUCCCACCAACCUCCUCCUCCUUUCUCUGGCUGUCUCUGAUUUCCUCGUUGGUCUCAUCGUCAUGCCGUUUCAGAUCAUCCUAAUAGAACCUUGUUGGUUCCUUGGUAACCUGCUGUGUGUUCUGUAUUACUUCUUACCCUUUAUCACGGUUUAUUCCUCAGUAACAAACAUGGUGCUGAUAUCAGUGGACCGUUAUGUGGCCAUCUGUGAUCCUCUGCGUUACUCCACCAUAAUGUCUCAAUUGAGAGUUAAACACUGCGUCCUGCUGAGUUGGGUUUAUUGUCUUUUUUACAGCUUCAUGCUUUUAUAUGACAACAUUAAGCAGCCAGGCAGGUUUAACUCCUGCUUUGGAGAAUGUGUGAUUAGCGUAAAUGGAGCUGUUGACCUCGUGUUAGGCUUCAUCAUCCCCAUCUCAGCCAUCAUCAUCCUGUAUGUGAGGGUGUUUGUGGUGGCUGUGUCUCAGGCUCGUUCCAUGCGCUCCCACGUUGCAGCUGUUAAACUGCAGCGUUCACUGACUGUGACUGUUCAGAGUUCAGAGCUGAAAGCAGCCAGGACUCUGGGUGUGGUUGUUGUUGUGUUUCUCAUGUGUUACUGUCCAUUUUAUUGUAUCUCACUCUCCGGCUAUAAUCUCAUGAUCGGGUCUUCAAGUAAUUCCAUAGCAUUUGUUUUAUAUUUUAACUCCUGUUUAAAUCCUGUCAUCUACGUCUUUUUUUAUCGCUGGUUUAGAAAAUCUAUUAAACUCAUUGUGACACUUCAAAUACUACAGCCAAACUCAUUCAACGCAAACAUACUGUAGAGAUCUCAGACAACACAGCUGAACUUU